UACAGUCAGUCCAACUCUAUUUCACUCAAUGACACCAUCAUGGGAUGCUCAGGGCUGCUGAUUUUGGGUCUUGUCCUAAAUGUUGCUCACUGCUUGGAAAUUCUGGGUUCGGACGGAAAGUCGAUUCUUGCGAUCACACGCAACAUCACAGCAGCCCUGGGAGAGGACGUGUACCUGGGCUGUAGAUAUCUGGGUGAUAGUGUGAUCGAGAGGGCCGAGUGGAAGCGCCACAUUAACUCUGAAAACAAAUUGAAGCGCCUGGCAGGAUUUAAUUUUGACAGGCCAUUCAGCCGCGAUGGCUUCUCAGACCCGGACUCUGCCACCAACCUCACAGUGAAGAUGAGCGUGUCCAGUGUGGAGGUAGAGGGAGAGUACAUCUGUGAGUUUGCAUCAGAGGACGAUUAUUAUUAUGACAACGUAUUCGUCACUGUAGUAGCUCAACCUGAUAUCCAGAUACUGGUGAACGCAGAGACCAUAAAUGGCUCUCACUACCAGUCGGUGUCUUGCUCUGCUGUCGGCGCCAGGCCUCCGCCUCAGAUCAGCUGGUUAGUCAGCGGCCUUCCUCCCUCAGAUGAUAUUUUCACUGUGUACGCGAGUGACACUGCUCACUCAAACGGCACCUCCACCCUGAGCAGCAUCCUCCGCUUCCCCACCCACCUGCAGGACGAGGACAGCGUGACCUGCGUGGUCCAACACCCGACCCUCCCUAACCCCGAACUCACCACAGUGCGGGUGGAAACGUACACGAGACCAAACGUGACCAUUAAAGCAGAGAUAGUACAAGAAGGAGGAAGUGACUUCUGGGUGGUCUCUUGCAUUUCGUCUGGAGGGAGACCUGAUACCAACAUCUCACUGGCUUUGAGCACCGAUGAAGAGCUGCAGAGAGAGACCAGCAGAGACUCAGACACACAAACAAGCUCAGUCCUGCUCCCUGCAGCAGAAUAUGAGGGCCACAAUGUCACCUGUGUGUUUGACCACCCCAAAUUUACAGAGAGAGAGUCACCAGUCAUCACACUGCCAUCCUUCUAUUUGUCAGGAGUUCAGCUGUCGACCUCAGAGCCGCGAAGCAACAGUGAUGACUUCCAAGACACAGAGUCUUUAGAGCUGCAGACAGGACAGAGUGACACCGUCAUCGGGCUGCAGGUCACUGGGAAUGUGCCGCGUUACAAUGUUACCUGCAAAAAAGAUGAUGGGCUCUUGCCUGAGGGUGUGGAGCUGGCUGACAGCAGCCUCACAGUUCAGGGUCCUGUGGGGCACCAGCAUGCUGGCCUGUAUGAAUGUUUCUUCUCGUAUCACCAUCUUCAGGCAACACUGAAGUUUAAUGUCACAGUCAAACCUCACGUCACACCGCCUGUUCCUCCCACAAUACGAGUUGAUUUGCAGACUCGAGAUGGACAGCGGGUGAUUGAGUGCUCAGCAGCUGAUGCUGUUCCUGCGGCCAACCUGUCCUGGCUUCUACCAGAGGGUGUGUCUGGAGUCACUAGGUUCAAUUUCACUUCUCAUAAUGGAAGCCACUCUGUCAAGGGAGUUUUACUCCUCCCUGCCUGCUCGCCUUGGGAGCUCACUGCAGAGUGUGUGAUAAAUCACCCUGCGUUUGAGGAGCCAGAGAACAGAAGUAUAACACUCCCUCUUUGCGCUCGCGCGAACAUCACCAUCAACUCCAGCACUGAGUGGAAAGACGGGGACGAGUACACAAAGGUGGACUGCUCCGUGGACAGCGUCGCCCCUGCAGCAGCUAUAACCUGGCAUGUUGGAAACAGUGACAACAGCAUCAGUUAUCUGUCGGAGAGCGAAGUCCAGACUGAUGGUUUGGUAUCAGCCCGCAGCUCUGUGCACUUCUUGUCUUCUCUGUAUUCUGGUCAGAAUUUGAGCUGCAUGGUGGAGCAUCCGAGCCUGGAGGCACCAGAAAGAAGAACAAUACACAUUCUUGUGCACAAAGCCUGUCUGCUGAGUGUGUCUGUGCAGAGACAGCAGGACUCUCCCCUCUGGCUGGCAGUGUGUGACUGCCGAGGGGAGGGCGUCGGGACCAACCUCGCCUGGGUUCUUCCCGAAAAUGCAAAAAGCCAAACUUCCCUGCAGUCAGAGCACGAAGGCCAAGUCCUGAAAGCCAGGCUGACUUAUCAGUUUCCUCUGGCCCUUCAUGAGGGGCAGGACCUGACAUGUGUGUAUCAUUUCGACCACGGAACAGAGAAGAGGACGGUUCAUAUCCCCAGAUACUACAUCUCCUCUCUGGAAGUCCUAAACCACACGACUCCUCUGCAAAGCCGCUAUGGUGGCGAACCCAGCCUACACAGACUGACUCUCCAGCAAAAUCAUCACAACCAGAGAGUGCUGCUCCGAGUCAAAGGCAACGUUCCAGAGUACAACCUCGACUGUAGAAGGAGCGAUGGCUCGUUCGUCCAAAUGGAUGGGGUUGCAAUGGUCUUCCAGUCGAAGCUCACGGAGCAGGACGAAGGCCUGUACACCUGCCGGGCGUCCUUCUAUCACCACAAAGCCACGGUCAACAUUCAGGUGGAGGUCUCGAGCGAGGAGAAAGUGUUUGCACUGGUGACCAUGAUCAGCGUCUCUUCAGUCUCUGCCAUCACGCUCAUCCUUGUCAUCACUGUUUGGGUGUGCUGCAAAGGAAGAAGUAGGACACAAUACACGAAGAAGGAGUCUCUCUCGGCCUUGACGGCUCUGAUGCACGAGCCCGGCUCUCCUGAGGUGAAGAAGCCAUCGGUGACUGAAAACGACUGCAAAGAACAAGCUCAGCUGGUCAGUUACUCCAUAGUCAUUGACAUCAAGAGUACAGUGUGAAGAUAUACGGUGCUUUGCAGGGCUUUGGAUUAAACAUUGAGCUUCAUCACAUUGUGCACAGACUAGAUAUGAAGGCUUACUGGAACUGCAGCAAUGUUUAUAAUUCUGUGUUAAGGUUUUUAGUUUUGACUGAUUGGCAUUAAUGAUUUUAAAGGCAGUAAUUUUGCACUUUUUCAUCUUACUUGAAUUUUGCACUGUAUGCACAUUGCAUUUUCCAUGUUCAUGAUUAUAAUAAAUCAAUUUAGUUUUUUUUUCA
Messenger RNA from Chelmon rostratus (copperband butterflyfish), 3052 nucleotides. RefSeq lists its product as uncharacterized. Gene Ontology annotation, cellular component: adherens junction. The record is from RefSeq and is a predicted model, not a curated record. Bases 40 to 2796 code for a protein of 918 amino acids. The transcript has 14 exons. Gene Ontology annotation, biological process: homophilic cell-cell adhesion; heterophilic cell-cell adhesion. Lineage: Eukaryota; Metazoa; Chordata; Actinopteri; Chaetodontiformes; Chaetodontidae.